Messenger RNA from Centropristis striata (black sea bass), 2441 nucleotides. It is a transcript of the gene b4galt7, whose product is annotated as xylosylprotein beta 1,4-galactosyltransferase, polypeptide 7 (galactosyltransferase I). The record is from RefSeq and is a predicted model, not a curated record. Lineage: Eukaryota; Metazoa; Chordata; Actinopteri; Perciformes; Serranidae. The transcript has 6 exons. Bases 462 to 1424 code for a protein of 320 amino acids. Gene Ontology annotation, molecular function: xylosylprotein 4-beta-galactosyltransferase activity. Gene Ontology annotation, biological process: proteoglycan biosynthetic process; carbohydrate metabolic process.
UCGCCGCCGUUGCGAGUCGGACUGAAAUCCCGGUUGGACAUCAUUACAAUCGGCUGUCUGUUUGAUAUUUUCCACCGUGGGAUUACCGUAAAAUAUUCCUCCGGUUCAGUUCUUACCGUGACGGGUUAAAUACCCCCCUGAAUCCGGCCGCUAACGGACACUCGGUGGAGGAUAAACCGGACUAAAAAUACCAGGAGAAGACGUUUGAACCCGGAGCAUCGGAGUGUGAGAACCGCUACAUGCUACGUGUCCAGUAGCAGCUGUUAGCCUGUUAGCUCCCAGAAACAGAAACAUGCCAGUUUUAUCUUUGAUAUCCUGAUCUACUGAACAAAUGUUGACUCAGAGAGAAGGCGACCAGCCGGAGGGUCUGAGUGGAGCUAGCUCACAGUUCUCACAGAGCAGCAGGGAGACAUUAAUGUGAGUUAGCGGCUGUUUUUAUCAAUUAAAAACUAGUUUUAAACAUGAUGUACUCAUCGAGGAGGAAACCUGUCCUCUACUUCAAAGAGGAGAGAAGGUUCCUGUCCGGUCGCUGCACGGUUUACAAGCUGUUUGGUCUCUGCAUGGUGCUGCUGCUGGUCUCUCUGCUGUGGCUGCAGCUCAGCUGUUCAGGAGACAUGUCCUCCGCCACGCACCAAGACAGACGCCUGCAGCAGCCGCCGCCCUGUCCCGCCGCCGCCGAUGGUGCUGACAGUCAGGACGACCCGUCCUGGGGUCCCCACAAACUGGCGCUCAUCAUCCCGUUCAGGGAACGCUUCGACGAGCUGCUGGUGUUCGUCCCCUUCAUGCACACGUUCCUCAACAAGAAGAAGAUCAGACACAAGAUCAUCAUCAUCAACCAGGCGGAUCACUACAGGUUUAACCGGGCGUCUCUGAUCAACGUGGGCUACCUGGAGAGCGGGAACGACACGGACUACCUGGCAAUGCACGACGUGGACCUGCUGCCCCUGAACGAGGCUCUGGACUACGGCUUCCCCGAGGAGGGCCCGUUCCACGUGGCGUCCCCCGAGCUGCACCCGCUCUACCACUACAAGACCUACGUGGGAGGAAUCCUGCUGCUCACCAAGAAGCAUUACCACAUGUGUAACGGGAUGUCGAACCGGUUCUGGGGCUGGGGCCGAGAGGACGACGAGUUCUACAGACGGCUGAGGAAAGCUGAGUUACAGCUCUUCAGACCAAGUGGAAUCACGACGGGAUAUAAAACCUUCCUCCACAUCCACGACUCGGCCUGGAGGAAGAGAGACCAGAAGAGAGUCGCUGCUCAGAAACAGGAGCAGUUUAAGGUGGACCCUGAGGGGGGUCUGACUAACCUGCGGUACCAGGUGGAGUCCCGUCAGGAUCUGACCAUCAGCGGCGCUCCGUGCUCCGUCGUCAACAUCAAGCUGGAGUGUGACCAGGAGCAGACGCCGUGGUGCGUCCUGGCGUAGAGGACGCACGCUUUAACGGUUCAUCUCACGGUGCUACACGGGUCCUUUCCACAGUCCUGGUCCUGGUCCUGGUCCUGGUCCUGGUCCUGGUCCUGGUCCUGCAGACUUCAGCGACUGAUCGGUGAAACUGGACGCGUUGAUCGACGGUACAAACUGACUUAUUGAUGAAUUUAAUCUGCACGCUAGACAGAAACAACCUGGAGCUGAAGAUUUCCUCUUUAUCAGGUACAUCUCAACAAUUAACUGUUUUACUCCUCAGAGAAACACUUUGAGAGGAUUAAAACCUCCUCGUGAUGGUUUCUUACCAUCAAACCGGUCAGUUAGAGACUUUAUGACUGACUGAACCUCAGCGGACGGAGACGCAGACUCACACAAACUGAACUGAAGCAGACGAGCGCGGCUGUUUGAAUCCUUAUUUCAGUGUUUGGUCCCUGCUGCAAGGUGAGAAUGCAAACUAAAAGACUGUUUUUUUUGUUUUUUUAAAACUGGGAUUGUGCAAAAGCAGCAGAGCAGAGCUGGAAAUGUUUCUGCAUCACACUGUUACAUCAGAGGUUUAUUGUAGCUUUGAAUCAUUUUAAACUCCACAAACAAACAAAAGUAUUUUGCAAAAACUCGACUACUAACGUCAAAAAUGUCAUGUUUUUAUUUUUCUGCUGCUGAAUCGUACAGAGAAAGUGUUUUUAUUUUAGCUUUUUUUUUUUUUUUUUAACAGUAUGCCCCUCUUGAACAGAUUUACAGACUUUACAGGUUUAACAGACUUUAUUUCUCAUAAUUGGGAUAAACUGAGGUGUUUCUGUUCUCUACAAAGUAAACUGAGCCAAACUGAACUGAAGUGCAGCAGAACUUCACCUUUAUUUCAAGUCAGGACAGAAAUUAUUCUAUCAAUUUGAUUUAUUUCAUGUUCAGAAGGAACCAAAGUACUCUGCAAACUAUUCAGUCUGCAGGAUAAACAGCUGCAACUAAUUAUUAUUUUCUUUAUCAAUGAAUAAACCUGAUUAUUGUGUCCAUUCACUUCAA